GCUCACAAAUCGGUCACGGUCGUGCAUUUUGCUACAACUCCUGUGCUGCAAAUAAAAGAAAACUUCCCUUCGGUUUUAUUAGGCUUUUUUCGCACGACAACUUGAACUUCUCGGUACAGCACGGUGGAAAAUCCCAAUUCAUAAUCAUAGCUCUUGACCACUUCUUGCACCAGUCACUGACUCGUAAAAACUCAUCCCCGAUACUUAACCGAUAUCGUAAAUUUCCUGUGAGAACCUCACGUUUUACAAAAGCUUUUCUACCGCUUUUUUAUACAAAAAGACACGGAAAGUCUUUCAGAGCACUAGAUAGAAGGUUUGACUUCCCCUGUGCAUGCAUCGCAGUAGCUGCAUGAUCACUCAUCACCAAAGAAUUAGAAACCGGCACCGACAUGUGGUACCGAGAUAGAACAGAAGACAUUAAGUAGCACCGAGGACUAGUAACAGUAGCUAACAAACAUGACGACAAGCAAACAGCACAACGCUCACCUCCACAAUUUCUUCUCGGAGUUGCGGAAAAUUGAGGAGCAGCAACUUUUGCAAAUAAGGGGGGAAAACCAAAACGACCUCGAGGACCACGAUUAUAUUUCCAAACUCAAAAAUGCAGAACAUCAAGAUCAACUUCCUGUUCCGUACCCCGGACCGGACAUUUUGGAGUUCACGAAAUUGAACUUGCCCGAUGUAAUAUGGAAGAAAAAAACUGUGUAAGUGUAACCCUGUAAUGCAGAACAUGCACCAGAGUCACGCCUGUCAUGCCAGACAACCAUGAAGUCCUCUUUUCAUGUGUGUUUUCCCUUACAAGACGCGCAUCACAGGUUUUCUCUGUCAUGUAGAGCAAAUUUGUGAUGCUGCCAACCAAAGAAAGUUACACUAACACAGUUUUUUUCUUGGAUAUGUAAUUGCACGAGAAGGGAACAAAAACGAAUCGAAAUCCUUUGCUGAUCGUGAUGUACAAGUUCCAGUAGUAACGCGGACAUUUCUGUUGAAGGGUGACCGACGGGGUGGAGCGAAAAGCGCCACCAGUUCAUUGCCGCACGACACGCAGGGCAGCUCUUGGUCAACAACAACAUCUCCCGCAGAAGCCGCGGCCGAGCAGAUUUCUAUUUCCUCCGUUCACGAAGACAUCGCCCUCCUCCUCGAGGGGUUCUCUUGGGAGUAUGGCGACUUGCAAUUUGCGUUUCACCCCUCGGUGAAGCACGUGGAAAACUUGCAAAAUUUCGAACUCGCAAAUCAGACCCGGGAAUACACGAGGAUACGCGUUGUGGAAGUCCGGAUUUAUGAUUUUCAUUCGACACGUCGUGCGCGACGUUCUGGCACUGCCGCUUCCAGCGCUGAGCAGACCAGGACUCUGGAAGGGGAACUACAAGAAAACGCCUCGCCCUCGGUUUCAUGUCCGGUGGUCAACGUCGACGAUACUUCUGGCACGGAAGCGAACUUCUGGCAUAUCCGGGUGCAGAAGCUGCUGUUACAACAACGACAAAAGGACAAUGCUCAUCGAAGGAGCGGCGCCUCCUCUCUGUGCCGCUACUGGGACGUGCAGGUCUUCGGUACUAGUGAAGAUGAUCGGUAUGGCCGCCAGCCCGUGAAAAAUAACAACAACAAGUAUCGCAUGCUAUAUUCCGCCAUGGACCACUUUCACGCAGCGGAGCAACGACAACCACAACGCGAACGCGUCCCCAGCCGUACGACCGCACCAGGUGGAGGAGCGCUGUCGAGGAAGAAGCGACAGGUUGAGGAGGAAGAAUCCGAACUGAUUCACCAACAGGUUAAUGUCGACGUGCACCAAGAAGUAACCUCGGCCCGACGUCCUGCAGAACCCGUUGCAUUGGACGGUGGUCCUCCCCACGAGCACGAGCUGCAGUUCGCCACGAGCAGUAGGAUUGCCGAGAAAUUUGACCGCGCCAGGCUGGAGCAGAAACUCACCAAGUUUCAGCGGUUCGAGACCGUCUCUGGAAGUUGCAAUAACGAGUUGGAUCUGGGGUUGCUACCGGCGUUGUGCCAGGACUAUUACGACGACAUGGACAAUAAAAUGUUGCAAACGCUCUGCUUAUUCUUCGACGGCUCUUGCGCCAAGGCUGCAACUAACGAGCAGGAGCAUUAUGCCCUUGACCACGACAUGGACAUUUUUACCAACCAACCAGUAGUCGCCGACAGCGCCGCUGUACUAGAAGAGAACGAUCAUCCACGACUACCAGAUAAAGUUCUUCGUCCCCGCCCUCCAAGAACUCCCUGCUUCCUCACCGUGGGCCAGUCCUGGGCGCCGCUGCUGCUCUUCUACGUGAACCUAUGCAAGAAAAAAACUGUGUAAGUGUAACUCUGUAAUGCAGAACAUGCAUCAGAGUUACACCUGUCAUGCCAGACAGCCAUGAAGUCCUCUUUUCACGUGUGUUUUCCCUUACAAGCCGCGCAUGACAGGCUUUCUCUGUCAUGUGGAGCAAAUUUGUGAUGCUGUCAACCAAAGAAAGUUACACUAACACAGUUUUUUUCUUGGAUAGAACCAACCGGUGGUCUUUUUCGUCGAUUUUGACCCGAAAGUAUUACAAUGAAAAAUGCCCCCACCCCCGAACUUGGGAGCAUUUGUAUUGCAAACCUUUCCAAGUGAAACACUCGCCCUCUUGCAUCUAUCAGCAUCACAGAUUUCCCAGCAUGAAUAGCAAAAAUUUGCAUUGCAAAAGAUCCCAGCAAGAGUGCCGCUUGCCAUGCAAGCAAUGCUAUAUAAUACGCAUAGAUUCUGCAUCACGAAGAUUCAUUAUUCCUUUACAUGCAUGACAAAAAGUUUUCCUUUGGAAACCUCGCAUCACGAACUAUUGCAACUUUGGGAGUGGGGACAUUUUUCACUGUAAUAGAAAGAAUUGUUGAAAGUCGCGAUUCGGAACGAGUUUUGCGCGCGGCUCGGCGGAAAGAUAGGAAACAAGGACGAGGUUGAUGUUGAUGUUGAUGUUAUUCAAAAUGGGACGACGUCGAACUACGAUAUCACUUCGUCAUCAACUACAACUUUUACUCCCUUCACCGACGCACUCGAGGAGACGGUGGCGUUUUUGAAGGCACGACAACAAACUACUACGAGCGGUGAAGAGAUGUUGAAUGAUCAAAUGGUCCUUCUGGAGGAGAGAAUUCUGGACCUGUUGCAGGAGCUGUUGCCACUGACGGCAAUGACGAGCGAAGGUGCCGGUUCCAGUCUGUACCAGACCCGUCUCUGCACCGAGGGCUGGACAACAUCUUUUCCAAGUCCCAGUUGUUGUGCAGCCAGGAGCACUCCUGCCGUACUCUAUGAUGAGAACAAGUCUGUCAUGCAGUUGCAGACCACUGCAGCCACGACAUCUGUAGUCAACGAUGUUCUGCAACACAAAUCCUACUCCCUUGCCUUCCUCCAGUUGCUCCAUGCGGUUCGGUUUCGCGAUGUUGCUUGUAGUGCGACUUGUAGUUCAACAACAUCAACAAUUUCAACUCCUACUUCACCGCAACAGCAGCUUCAAGUAGUCUACCGCCACGUGAAUUUACUCGAAGACGCUUGGGAGUUCAACAAUUUAGUCUUCGAGCACAACCUGUACCUGAAAUACCAGAAUUGGUCCAAUGUGCUGCAGUACAUUCCCUGUAAUAACGGCGAGCCGUGGCGCAUCGCCAGGGCGAAACUCGAGUUGUAUAGCAGCGAGAGUCGUGCACCAGCACCGUUGAUUUCAUCUUGCAGUACCGUAGCCACAUCAAGUAUGACCACGAAUAAAUUCGUCGAGUCCUACUCCCGUUCCCCACACGGCGGCUUGUCCAGAGUGAUGGUGGACUGGAAGAAGUAUUUGGAUUGGCGGGAGGGAAAAGUUUUAUUCCUUGACGAGACGAACACGAUUGCGAAUAGUAGACGGGGAGACGGACCGACAGGUCGUGGCAGCAUGUUGCAGCAGCAGCUCUCAACUACGGAGGACACCAACAACAAUCAACAUCAAGUUGUCAGCGACAUUUUUCUCGCGUUCGGAGAGGAUUUAUUUUCGCAAGACGAAGAAGAUGAAGACUACACAUCAGACCUCCAAGAACGCGGCGACCGCGCGCCGCGACACCGCGACAUUUGCCGGAGACAGGACAGAGCAGAUAGAACAGCGGCGCUGAAUCUAACGAGGAGUCACAGCCACGAUCAUGAAGUGGCUCAGUGGGGCGGUCCUGAUAUUGAAAUGGAGGACCGGGAAGCACUGCAAAGCAACGCAAAUUCAAAUCCUGCGCUACUAGAUUUAAACGCCAAAGAGACGAAGAGCAGCAGCAUCACAAAUACUUCUACUUCUGGUACUAUCAAAAGCGCCCUGGCGUCAGCUUUCGCCAUUUUCUAAAAAGACCAAGUGAGCAAUAAAACGCACACAAAUUAUAAUGCAGAAUUUCAACAAGAAAAACGGUGCCGCACUAAACAUCAUCACCGAGCAGGAAAAGAUAACAUGGUGCAGAUGGCUCUUUUUAUAUACUUCAUGUAGGUAGUUAGUACUAAAUACCAAGCCACCCCUAAAAUUAACUCAAAGAAUUUUCACAUGAAGCGACAAAGAUUUUUUGAAAAAAAGUUAGUCAUUUUUCAUCUCGUACAAAAGGCAGACUGGGAACAACGCAUGCCUGAUUUUCAUAUGAAUACCCCAGAACUAAACGACGCAUGGUCCUCUUACUUUUGCGCACAAACGAAAUCAUACUUCUAGUCAGCCCCAUACUCACAGAUCAUAUUCAUUUUCGCACACGACUGCUGUA
Amoebophrya sp. A120 is the source of this 4710-nucleotide messenger RNA. Lineage: Eukaryota; Dinophyceae; Syndiniales; Amoebophryaceae. The record is from the annotation of a GenBank genome assembly.